Molecule: messenger RNA, 1760 nt
Organism: Solanum stenotomum
Lineage: Eukaryota; Viridiplantae; Streptophyta; Magnoliopsida; Solanales; Solanaceae
Product: F-box/LRR-repeat protein At3g26922-like
Exons: 3
Coding region: 19-1539 (506 amino acids)
Molecular function (GO): protein binding
Source: RefSeq, a predicted model, not a curated record
GAUAGCGGUAGUAGCAACAUGAUAAAUCCCCCAUUGUUGAAGAGAGAGAAAUUGAGUGUUACCGAAAUCGAAACCCUAGAUCGGAUUAGUCAAUUGCCAGACGCACUCCUUGUUCAAAUUCUCUCUCUUUUGCCGACAAAGGAUGCAUUCACAACAUGCCUUCUCUCUAAAAGGUGGCACUUUCUUUGGACUUUUGUUUAUAACUUAAUUUUCACUCAGGAAUCCUACAGAGUUUUUUAUGAACCGAAUUGUAGCCUGAAAAUUGAAAAGUUUGUAUCCUUUGUUAACCAUGUAUUAAAUGGUUUCGUUUCUUCCAAAAUAACAAAAUUUGAACUCGACGGCACACAACUUUUUAAUUAUACCUCUCAAAUUAAACGAUGGCUUAGUUUUGCUGUUGAAAGGGAAGUGAAACAUGCUGUAUUCUUGUCCUCCUACACACAUGCUUGUGUAUUGCCUGAAUCUUUUUGCAACUGUUCGUCGUUGAUAACAUUAUAUCUGAGACAGUGUUGCUUUAAUGAUGCGGUUAUAGUCUGGAAGUUUCUAAAGAGCCUAAAGCUGGAGAGUGUGAUCUUAAAAGAUGAUGAAAUUUUGAACUUACUAUCAGGUUGUCCUGCAUUGGAAACUAUGGAAUUAGAUGAUGUUGGGGGUUUUCAUUGCCUAAAAAUUAAUUCUUCAAAAUUCAAGAGAUUGAAUUUGAAAAAUCAUAGGUUGCCUCAUGAUAUCAGUGAUCGCUCCUUGGAGAUUUAUGCCCCGUAUCUGGAGCAUUUGGAAAUUUCAGGAGAUCUUGGGGAUCUUCAGUGUAGGCUUGUUGACGUGUCCUCCUUGGUUAAUGCUAAGGUUACUUUCUACAUUUCAUGUAUCAAACACAUCCGACAUGAACGUAAGGAGUUUAUUAGUGUUGAUGACUACAGCUGUCAUGACUAUCAUCAAAGUUUUAGCGUUCUCGCCCGAGAUUAUCUUCAAAAGUUGAGUUGUGCAACUGAGCUAACGAUCGGAUCUUGGUUCACAGAGGUCCCAUGCAUGUUGCAGUUCAAUGGAUUGCUGGUUCCAGAGUUGAAAUGCAAAUAUCUAACACUAGAAUUGUGUAUAGAAAACUUUGAUUUGAAUGGAGUUGCUGGACUUUUGGGAGCCUUUCCUCAUGUGGAGACUUUAAACAUAUACAUGACAGAAAAUCUCCUUGAUAAUUACUUUUGCGACUUUGAGGAAAACAAUACCGAUUUGCAGAGUUGGAUUUCAAGCAUUGUGUUUCCCAACCUCAAGAAUAUUACGAUUGUCAACUCUAUCCUGGUGUGUUUAAACAGGCAAAAAAGAAAACAGGGCUUUCGCAGACUUGUUAAACUUUCACAACUUCUGUUAAAGAAUGCAACGAUUUUGAAGAAGUUUCUUGUCAUAUCAAAGAGCAGAAUGUGCAAGAAAUGUAAGAAAUGUUUAACAAACUGUUGGUGCAAUUUUUUCUCUGGAUUGUUUGACAAGUUGUAUCCCUCAAGAUCCUCCACCAAUGCCAAAUUUAUCUUGCAGGCUCAAGUUUUCCGGGACUAGACUACAAAUUGAUUAGCUUCAGCAAUCAUGAUUAAUUACUCUUCUUUUGAAUUUGCCUUUAUGGUAUACCAAAUGUUAUGAUAGUUUUGUUUCUCGUGAAAUUGUUGUUCGUUGCAUUUUAGAUAUUGUGCAUGUUGAGAUUUACUUGCAACUCUUGUUUGUUGGACCUAUAAACAUGUGUAAAUCUGCAAACCAUCUUUUUAAUGAUAAUUAGCAUAUUA